Messenger RNA from Suillus paluster, 885 nucleotides. Its product is annotated as UbiA prenyltransferase family. The transcript has 4 exons. The record is from RefSeq and is a predicted model, not a curated record. Gene Ontology annotation, cellular component: membrane. Gene Ontology annotation, molecular function: transferase activity, transferring alkyl or aryl (other than methyl) groups. NCBI's taxonomy places the organism in Eukaryota, Fungi, Basidiomycota, Agaricomycetes, Boletales, Suillaceae. The coding region runs from base 1 to 885 and encodes 294 amino acids.
AUGGCGUUGUCUAUCCCCCCGCGAUCAGCCAUGCGCUACCUCCAAAUUCUGUAUUUCUUCACGAGGGACGACAUCACGACCACCAUUAUUCCAAUUACCCUAUUCGCAGUUGUGGCCGGGCCACUCUCCAAUUUCCAACGAUGUUUUCACAUUGUUUUCUGGAUCUGGCUUCAUCUACUCCACUUUAAUGUCGCCAAUCAAAUAAUCGACCCUCAGGAGGAUGGGAAGAACAAGUCUUCCCGACCUAUACCUGCAGGACUAAUAAGCCUGGAAGACGCUGUUGUGCUGCGAUGGGCUCUCAUUCCCAUCUGUCUCGCCACAUCUGCGUACUACAGCUCACAAGUCUUUGGCUUAAGCUUUCUGUUGACGCUGUUCAUAUUAUUCUACAACGAGCUUAAAGCUCACGAGCACUGGAUAUCGAAGAGCUUUAUAACGGCAGUGGGAUACGCCUGCUUCGAGAUAGGUUCCACUCUUAUUGCAGGCAAAGAUAUGUCACGGUUAGAACCCAACGCAAUUUCGGCGAUUGUUCUGAGCCUUGCAGUGUUCGCGAGCACAUUGCAUGCCCAGGAUUUCAAGGACGUAGAGGGGGACCGCCUUAUAGGCAGGAAAACCUUGCCCAUAGCAUUCCCGAAUCUUGCGCGGAUGUCUAUGAUGAUAGCCCUUCCUUUGUGGUCUAUCUGCCUGUCUCGCGUGUGGGGAGUGAACGCACUCUGCACAUUUGCAUUCACUGCUUAUGCAGCGAUAGUGGGGCUCAGAUUCAUGACCUGCAAUACAUCGCAGGCAGCGCGAAUGUCCUGCAAAUUGUAUAGUUUGUGGUUUUCUGUUGCACAUCUUCUCCCUGCCUAUUGGCGGUACUUCCAUGAAGCGCAAGCUUAUGUUUUAUGA